AUGGGAAAGUGCCGGCUCUCGCCUUCGAUCAAAAUCCUGUACAGCUUUCGCCCGAGGAGCCCCAGAAGGUGUUGGGGAGAUUGGGAGCCGGGCGCCCUGGGACCCGCAGAGUUAAAGCAAGUUCCCUGGGCCGUGGAGAACCCCGGGGAACGUGACUUACUUACUUGCUCGAGGGGGUUCCCGGCUCUGGACAAAGUUGUUUUGCGGGAGACCACGCCUCCACCCCCUUCGGAGAAGGAAGGCCAGGACUGGACCCUACCAGCGCCCAGGGAGAAAGUCUGCAAACUACAAGUCCCAGCAGGCAGUGGGCUGCAGGACGUGACCUAUGCUGUCAUAGUCGAAGCCCAGGUUCAGAGGGCCCUCCAGAGCAAACAUCCCUUUAAGAAGGCCCAGGAGGAGGUAGAAGAGGAGGAUAAAUAUGAGCUGCCCCCCUGUGAGGUUCUGCCCCUCAGUCUGGCCCCUGCACAGUCUCUUGGCUCUAAAGAGGACUCCUUGUAUCUGGAUCGUUCUGGCCCCCUGGAUCAGUCCAAGCCACCACCGCCUCCGCCUCAGCCUACCAUGGCCAGAGGACUCCCCAUAAACCCUUCCUUCCCUACCCGCCCUACCUCUGGCUACCAUUUCCCGCUGAAGAUGGCAAUGAACCUGCAGCCUGCAACCCCAAAGCAGGGACCUGUAUUUGGAAGGCGAGGGCAAGGUACACCUGCCAGAGUGGUGAGCUUGAAACCAGAUGAGGACAUCUACCUGGAGUGUGAGCCAGAUCCACUUCCAGCCUUAACUAGAUCUCUGAGCUCCAAAGCCCCGAUGCCUCCAGUUCCUCUGCCAAGAACAUCUGGACGGCCCAAGUCAGUAGUUGGUCGCCAGGAGGCCCGGAAUGGAGCUGUGGAUGCCAGGUUGAAAGGAAGGAAGCUGUCUGCUUCCUCUGUAGUCCCUGCUCUGAGUACCUCUGCUGCUGAGGACGGCAGUCUGCUGGGUCAGCCUUGGUACUCCGGGAACUGUGACCGUCAGUCUGUUGAGAGAGCCCUGCUUCACUUCCAAAAGGAUGGAGCCUACACAGUGCGCCUCAGCUCUGGGCCUCACAGUUCCCAGCCCUUCACUCUGGCAGUACUCCUCAGAGGCCGGGUCUUCAACAUUCCCAUCCGGCAACUGGACGGCGGGCACCACUAUGCCCUGGGUCGGGAGGGCAGGAAUCAUGAGGAGCUCUUCUCCUCUGUGACUGACAUGGUUCAGCAUUACAUGAACCACCCCCUGCCUCUUGUGGACCGACACAGCGGCAGCCGAGGAUUCACCUGCCUGCUCUUCCCCACCAAGUCCUGAAGAAACAGCAGGGACGCAAACCCACCUUUGGCACAUGGUGUGCCCCUUCACA
Messenger RNA from Grammomys surdaster, 1366 nucleotides. It is a transcript of the gene Sh2d6, whose product is annotated as SH2 domain containing 6. Gene Ontology annotation, biological process: cell surface receptor protein tyrosine kinase signaling pathway; intracellular signal transduction. The transcript is spliced from 14 exons. The record is from RefSeq and is a predicted model, not a curated record. NCBI's taxonomy places the organism in Eukaryota, Metazoa, Chordata, Mammalia, Rodentia, Muridae. The coding region runs from base 1 to 1314 and encodes 437 amino acids. Gene Ontology annotation, cellular component: cytoplasm.